Tauraco erythrolophus (red-crested turaco) is the source of this 966-nucleotide messenger RNA. RefSeq lists its product as uncharacterized. The record is from RefSeq and is a predicted model, not a curated record. NCBI's taxonomy places the organism in Eukaryota, Metazoa, Chordata, Aves, Musophagiformes, Musophagidae.
AUGCACUAUUAUGGGGAGCAGUACAAGUACCUGUAUGUGCCAGGAUCGGGCUAUACUGCCGAGGGCAUCCAGCAGCGCACGCCCCAGUCCGACGCGUGCAGUACCACGUGCCACCCCAUCAGUGUGAUCAAGAGCCCGGUGCCGAGAUGGCAAAGCUACGCGCAGCCUUUCAGUUACGUGUGCCCGCAGCCACGUGUGACCCAGACCUCUCUGCUGUCUCCUCAGCCCUACGUGCAGCGUGUCCUGCUGUACCCCGAGCCUUGCGAGACCACUCGCCUUCUGCCCUGCAGGAAGCCCAGCGUGAAGCUGAGCACGAUGCAGAGUCUCCAGCCCUGCGAGACCAGCCGUCCUGAGAAGAAGCGUAUGGCCAAGAGCCUCCCACCAUGCGCACCCAGGUGCCCAGAGCCGGGCAAACUCAAGUUCCCACCAUGUGGGAUCAAAUACUCGUCCUCCUGCAAGGACGAAUGCAGGACGCAGAAGAUAUCCAAAUGCUCGUUGCGGCGGUACGGCACUGAGCUCCAGUCCCCGCAGGGGUUGACCAGCGGCUAUUCCCCACCUCUGCGGGGGGUCACCGAGUGCCCCCCGCAGCAGUGCAGGACGCAGUCGUUCCUGCAGGAGUACGUGGGCGGGUUCCCCCAGCAGAAGUGCAUGAAGGGCUACCCAACGCAGGAGUGCAUCACCACCUACUCCUCGCAGCAGUGCCUGACCAAGUGCCCGCCGCAGCCAGACGUACCCAAGUGCCCCCCUGGGCAGGGGGUAAAGGGGUGCUCCCCGCAGAAACAGGCAGCCAAGUGCUCGCUGCCGCAGGAGGGAGUCAAGCACAAGAGCUCCUCAACACAACACCUGAGCAAGUCCAAGUGCCUCUACCCACGGGCCACCCACCACUCGACGCAGCAUCACGCCGGGGGGGCGAAACGCUCGAGCCACUCCAAGAAGAGUCGCUGUGCCUCAAAAUGGCUGUGGUGA